AUCCCAGUGACUAUAGCCACUUGGAACUGCACCCACUGCCGACCGAGCCGUCCAAGCCAUGGCACGGAGAAAACGACAGCUGCUUGACGACGACGAUUCCUCCUCCGUAUCCGACGUUGACGACCAUAACGACCCAAACCAUGACGCGAAUGACCCCGAUGCGCGUGAAGAGCGCGAACUAUUCGAGGAUCCGUACAAGCGCAAGCGGCGCCGGAAGGACGGGAAGGUGGACGCUAUCUACGGCGUAUUUGCAGACGACGAUGAAGACGAGGGGUUUGGCGGUCGCCGAGGGGGGAAGACCGAGAAGCGGAGGGAUUGGGCGAAGGCUCCGGCCUUUGUGUCUGGUGAGAAGGUGGACAUGGACAAGGUAACAGAUGCGGAUGCAGAGAUGAAGGAUGCAGGUGCAGACGAGGAAGUCGGAGAUGGAGGUCCGAGCAGCUCGGAUGAGGAGCAGGCGGACGACGCAAUGCAGACCGACGAUUCGGGCCCCUCGAAGCCGCCCUCUCCCAGAGUACGUGAGGAAGAGGAGGAAGAGGUGCGGCCCCGCUUUGGUGGUAUCGGCAUCGGGGCCUCAACGUCUCAAGCAAAGAGUGCAUUCUCUGGAUUCAAAGGAGGCCUUGGGUUCAGCAGGGGAGGCAUUGGCUCGUCUGAGCGCACCUCAACCCCGCCUGCCGAUGCUGCGCCGGAGCCCUCACCCGUGCCAACGACUUCAAAGGACCUACCGUCUGCGUUUGGGGGUGCCCGCGCUCAACGCUCGUUCCUACGCGAUGGCAAGAGCAGGUCGGGCACUCCGAAACCCGCACCCACCCUCAGCGCGGCCGAGCGGCAGCACUUCAGUAAGCUCGGGAGCUCUUUUGGUGCGAAGAUGCUGGAGAAGAUGGGCUGGCAGGCGGGCACUGGUCUGGGUGCGUCAGGCGAAGGCAUCGUCACCCCAGUCGAAAGCAAGCUGCGUCCUAAGGGCAUGGGUCUCGCGUUCAAGGGCUUUGGGGAGAAGACAGCGCAAGCGAAAGCGGAGGCGCGACGUCGCGGGGAGGUUGUCAGUGAUGAUGAGGACAAGCCUGCUACGAAGCUCGGUCGCAAGGCUGCGAAGGCCCGUGAGGAGAGGGCGCAGGCGUGGAAGAAGCCGCGCAAGGCAAAGACACGGAUUGAACACAAGACGUACGAGGAGAUUGUGGCAGGAGCCGGUCAGGAUGCUCAGCCUGCUGGUGUUGGGCAGAUCAUAGAUGCUACCGGUGCUACUCUCAGAGAGGUUUCUUCUCUCGCAGAUGUAUCAAUGGCAUCAUGGACACCUACCUCGGACCCAAUGCGUCUUCCUGAGGUUCGACACAACCUGCGCCUGAUUACCGAGGCAUGCAAAGGCGAUUUGGAUGGCCUCGCGAAAGAAGCGAAAGCGUUGGGAGAACGUAAGAAGUGGAUACAAGCAGAGGAUGCAAGGCUGCGGAAGAAAGUGAACGAGGAAGCUGAACUCAUCUCUCGUUUGCAGCAAGUCAACCUGGUGGUAGACGACAUCAAUUCGCAGGCAAGAGACUUGGCUUCGAUGUACGAGCCUUCGCUCGAAAGCUUCUCCGCCAAUUUUGAGAAGCUUCUCGGACAGUAUGCGAAUGAGUUCGAUAGAUAUCGGUUGGACGAGGUCAUCGUUGCCGCUAUUGCCCCUAUCGUACGACGUAUGUUGGCGCAAUGGCAUCCUCUACAGGAUCCUGUUGCAUUCACAUCGCUGUUCCGGUUGUGGAGAAAUGCGCUCAAGAUGGCAACACAUGAGGAGAAGCCGCAGGACAACGUCUCAGUAUAUGGGUCCAGUACGGUCAUCUCGCCCGCACCUGUUGUGGAAAAGCCUAUGACACCCUACGAGAGCCUGCUUUGGAACGCAUGGUUGCCGAAGGUACGGUCAUCUAUCAACAACGAGUGGUCCCCAGACGACCCACAGCCUGCAGUACGCCUGUACGAAGCAUGGUCCGCCUUCCUGCCUCCGUUUAUUCGAGACAAUUUCUUCGAUCAGCUGAUAUUGCCGAAAGUCGCAAAGGCGGUGGACGGGUGGAACCCUCGCAUCAGCAAAGUUCCCUUGCAGACGCUUGUGUUCCCGUGGUUGCCUCAUGUGGGUCUGAGGCUGGACGACGUCCUCGGUGAUGCGCGCAGGAAGGUCAAGAGUUUGCUCAGGCAUUGGGCGGUCGCCGAGGGCAUGCCGGGCGACCUGACCGUUUGGAAAGACGUCUUCGAUGUAGGCGACUGGGAUGCCAUGCUGCUCAAGUAUGUCGUGCCGAAGCUAGGCAGCAGGCUCCGAGAAGACUUCCGCGUCAAUCCACGCAAUCAGGACAUGGGCCCCUUGCAGGACGUCAUGCUGUGGGAGAGCCUUCUCAGCCCUAUGGUAUUGUCGCGCAUCCUCGAGACCGAAUUCUUCCCGAAGUGGCUAGACGUGCUGCAUGUCUGGCUUAUCCAGCCGAAUCCGAGCUUCGAUGAAGUUGCGCGAUGGUACUCGUUAUGGAAGGGGAUGUUCUCGGAGAAUGUGCAGAGCAUGCCUGGCAUCGCACAGGGCUUCACACGCGGAUUGCAGUUGAUGAACAAGGCGAUCGAGCUCGGGCCCAAUGCACCCACACAGCUGCCCCGGCCGGACCAUCGUCCUCCUUCUCCUACGCCGAUGGUAACGGGGCAACAGAAGGCACCCAAAAUGCGCCCUGCGCGAACACAGGAGAUUACCUUCCGGUCUAUUGUGGAGGAUUAUGCGUCCUCCCACAACCUGUUGUUCAUGCCCGCCGGCCGGGUGCACGAGGAAUCGCGCAUGCCCCUCUUCCGUGUGUCUCCCACCGCCGAUGGCAAGGGUGGGUUGCUCGUGUAUAUACAAGACGACGCCGUAUGGGCUCCUGAUGGUGAUGAAUAUCGGGCAAUACCGCUUGAGAAUAUGGUUCUCCGAGCGAGGAAGUAGUAGGGACGAUGGCGGUGGUGAUGUUAUAAUGUAUGGACCACAUAAUGUUGUAACACUACUUGCUGUACUCUAAGCACAGAAGAUCUCGCUGCAUUGACUUCAACCCCAG
Messenger RNA from Fomitopsis serialis, 3026 nucleotides. Its product is annotated as GC-rich sequence DNA-binding factor-like protein-domain-containing protein. The record is from RefSeq and is a predicted model, not a curated record. Gene Ontology annotation, molecular function: nucleic acid binding. Gene Ontology annotation, cellular component: U2-type post-mRNA release spliceosomal complex. Lineage: Eukaryota; Fungi; Basidiomycota; Agaricomycetes; Polyporales; Fomitopsidaceae. The coding region runs from base 59 to 2917 and encodes 952 amino acids. Gene Ontology annotation, biological process: spliceosomal complex disassembly. The transcript is spliced from 6 exons.